Kluyveromyces lactis is the source of this 774-nucleotide messenger RNA. It is a transcript of the gene RRT6, whose product is annotated as Rrt6p. The transcript has a single exon. Lineage: Eukaryota; Fungi; Ascomycota; Saccharomycetes; Saccharomycetales; Saccharomycetaceae. Bases 1 to 774 code for a protein of 257 amino acids. The record is from RefSeq and is a predicted model, not a curated record.
AUGGUGAUAUCGUUGAUAUAUGUCCUUUUACUGAUAUGUUCAGUUGUCUCGGAGACCCUUAAACUGCCGAUAAACCCAAAUCGAUUAGAAUUCGAUUUGUGGCCAUAUAAAAAAUGGGAAGUUGACGGCUCGAGUGACGCGUCUAGUUAUCAAACUUGUUUCGAAAUGAAUACGAAUAUUAAGGCCAAGGAUUUACAAUUCCUCAUUGAAAUUGAAGAAUUUACUAAAUGGAAAGUUAAUGUGGAUAGGUUUGGUCCAACUACGAGUUCAAAGGGAAAACAGGUUGUCAACAUGGAUAUUUAUGACGAAGACCAAAAUUUGGUACAGUCAAGACAUGGUUUAGAGAAUGGGGAAACUGUGCUUUACGUGAGCGUAUACGAACAUCAGAAUUUCCAAAUAUGCCUUAUCAACUUUUCAUUAGACUCCUCAUGGAAUGCCAUAGAUAGUGUGAAGCAAGUAGCAAUUAGCAUCACGUCUAAUGAUCUGAUUCAGAAACAGAAGUGGGAUUUGAUUACUGAUGAUGAUCUCAAUUUGUUAUCCCAGGGUAGAGAUGACCUGUUUUCGUUGGUCAGUGCGGAUUCUGGCCAGGAAUUGCAUGCUUUAGAUGUCGAUCAUAGAAAUCUCAACGAAUCAACGUUCUCUUAUCUACUGGCAAAAGUCACAAUAUUAUUCUGCAUCAUUGGAGUAUGUCAUUUGCUGGUAUUUCCAAUCUUACUGUAUAGAAUCGUUAGCAAAGGGCAACCGACCAAGAACAAAAAUAAAAUCAAAAGAUAA